Messenger RNA from Penicillium salamii, 951 nucleotides. Lineage: Eukaryota; Fungi; Ascomycota; Eurotiomycetes; Eurotiales; Aspergillaceae. The record is from the annotation of a GenBank genome assembly.
AUGUCGCUAGCCAAACACUUCACCCCAACAACCGGAGAAAAACCCCUCUCAGAACUCCUGCCAGCCUCAUUCCGAGACGACAAACUCCUCUUCCACACCCCACUCAACAACAUUUCCCAAUUCCUGCACGCAGACCUCUCCGUGCACCGACUAAACGCCAUCCAAAAAUGGCUCUGGGUAGCAGGUCGCCCCAUGCCCCCCAGACCCCUAAACUACCAAAUCUCCGUCUCCCGCCAAAUCAUCGUCGACGAAAAAGUCGACAUGCACCUCGUCUGGGGUCCCGCCCGUCGCAUCCACAUCAAACCCCUCCCAGCAUACCUACUUGACUCACGCUUCUGGUCAGAGCAUCUCCAAGAAAAUGAUCGGGAAACCUAUGUUCCAAGCGAACUAUCCAAAUUCGCACUCGGGUUCCUAAGCUCGUAUAUUGCGCUGAUCGAACAUCCAAGCGAUUUCACAAUCGCAAAACAGCACAGCCUGCUUCCUGACUCGUUGACGUGGAGCCAGUGGUCUGGUCUUGUGCGGAAUUUACUAGAAAGCGAUGUACUGACGCUGGAUUGGAUUAAUCACCGGUAUAAAUUUGGUGAAUUGCGUCUCUCGAGAUUGAAUAAGAUUUAUUUCUUUCAGAGACGGAGUCUGCUGCGUGGGUAUAGGCCUAAGUAUCAGACGUUUGAGGAGUUGUUUUUGGCUUAUUUGACGCCUAUUACGGCUAUGACGGUGUACUUUGCGCUUGUUUUGACGGCAAUGCAGGUUGGGCUUGCGACAGAUAAGUUGCAGCAUAGUUGGGCUUUUCAAAAUGCUUCGUAUGGAUUUACAGUGUUUUCGAUAUUGGGGCCGAUAUUGCUGGUUUUCACGGUGUUUUUGAUUGCCAUGGUGCAUGUGGGUGCUAAUGUUUUGGCUACGGUGGUGUUUCGGAGGGAGAGAUCUAGGUUCUUUAGGAGAAGGAGAGCGUGA